GAAGGAUCCAUCUGAGUUUUGUUUUUGACCCGAACAAACGGAGAGAACUCGUAAAGCAGAAGAAAAAGCAUUCGUAAUCCACACUUCCAAUCUCCGCCAGGGGAAAAAGCGGCAGCGGUAAAAAGUUCAUUCCGAUGGACGGCGGAGCGAGCGGCGCGGCACCACCGACCGACACGGAGAUGUCGGAUGCGCAGCCGGCGGCGGCAGCCCCUCCCGCCGACCCGAACCAGCAGGUCCCGCCACCUGGAGGGAUCGAUAACAUCCCGGCGACGCUCAGCCACGGAGGCCGGUUUAUCCAGUACAACAUCUUCGGCAACAUUUUCGAGGUCACCGCCAAGUACAAGCCUCCAAUCAUGCCUAUCGGAAAGGGCGCCUACGGAAUCGUCUGCUCGGCUUUGAACUCGGAGACCGGGGAGCAUGUGGCGAUAAAGAAGAUUGCCAAUGCUUUCGAUAACAAGAUUGAUGCCAAGAGGACGCUUCGCGAGAUCAAGCUGCUUCGUCACAUGGACCACGAAAACGUUUUGGUGCAGGUGGUUGCUAUCAGGGAUAUAAUUCCUCCACCCCAGAGGGAGGUAUUCAAUGAUGUGUAUAUAGCAUAUGAAUUGAUGGACACGGAUUUACAUCAGAUUAUCCGGUCGAAUCAAGGAUUGUCAGAGGAGCACUGCCAGUAUUUCUUGUACCAGAUUCUUCGUGGAUUGAAAUACAUCCAUUCAGCAAACGUCCUGCACAGAGAUUUAAAACCGAGCAAUCUUCUCCUGAAUGCAAACUGUGACUUGAAGAUUUGUGAUUUUGGGCUUGCUCGUGUUACCUCUGAAACUGAUUUUAUGACUGAGUACGUCGUUACAAGAUGGUACCGAGCUCCGGAGUUGUUGCUGAACUCGUCUGACUAUACUGCUGCUAUUGAUGUGUGGUCGGUCGGUUGUAUUUUUAUGGAGUUGAUGGACCGGAAGCCCCUGUUUCCUGGCAGAGAUCAUGUCCACCAGCUUCGCUUGUUAAUGGAGCUCAUUGGCACACCUACGGAGGCCGAGCUAGGGUUCCUAAAUGAAAAUGCAAAGAGAUACAUUCGACAGCUUCCUCUCUAUCGGCGACAAUCAUUCACUGAGAAGUUUCCAACUGUUCACCCAUCAGCCAUUGAUCUCGUCAAAAAGAUGCUGACAUUCGAUCCCAGACAGAGAAUAACAGUUGAAGACGCACUUGCUCAUCCGUACUUAAACUCUCUCCACGACAUCAGUGACGAGCCAGUGUGCAUGACUCCAUUCAGUUUUGACUUCGAGCAGCGUGCACUGUCCGAAGAACAGAUGAAGGAGCUGAUUUACAGGGAGGCCCUGGCAUUCAACCCCGAUUACGACUCUUCUUCAUCUGCCUUCGAUCCAGGUGCCUUCCAAUGAUUCUUCUCCCUUUGUAUUGUUUGUUUUUCAGGUAAUUCACCUUUUCCCCCCGAUUUUCCCUUUUUGGUUGUUGUUGUUGUUGUUGUUUCCCUUCGAUGUACAUAAAAAUGUUCCCCCUUCCAAGCAUCUAAAGGUUGAUAGGAACUAGCUCACCCGCUGCCCUGGAUAUAUUUGUGUUGUUUGUAACAUUUGUUCCUUUUUCUUGUCCACCCCUUUGCUUUGUUGAUUGAAUUGCCCCAUCUUUGGGAAGAACGGUAUGUGGAUCAAAUUGCAAAAUCGUACUAAUACCAAUUUUCGGGAUGCUCUCUCUCCUAGGGUUAACAUGUCACUGAAUGUGAAAUCAUUCGACUUCUUAGUUACCAUCCCUAGUUCUUAUCCUCAUUCCAUCAGUUAGACAUCAUCCGAUGUGGGUCACGACCGAUAAACCGUUUGGAUUCGUUUCGAUCCCUGUAUACAAUCUUUGGCCGGAAUGAAGAGGGUUGAAAUUUGUUUGCGGAUCAGAUUGUUUGGUUGGGUGUAUGUGGAACAGUGCAUUUGUAAUAGCAUGUAG
Molecule: messenger RNA, 1938 nt
Organism: Linum tenue
Lineage: Eukaryota; Viridiplantae; Streptophyta; Magnoliopsida; Malpighiales; Linaceae
Source: the annotation of a GenBank genome assembly